ACCACUGACCCUCCACAAGUCACCACCUUCUGCCGAGCGGAUGAGCUCAAAAACGGCCACCCCCAGUGACAAUCGGUGCUGAUUGCAUUGGGAGAAUGAAUUAUCCGGCGCGAACCUUCUUCGCUCACAGAAGCUGGUGCCGGUGCCAGCGUUUUAUGAUGAUCAUUCUGCCCCCGGGUUCACUCCAGUGGUUCAGUUUCCCACCUCCCUCACACACAACACUGUCCACAAAUCCUCCCCAAUCUCCCCUCCACUCUCUCUCCCAACUAUGCAGAGCUGAGAAUGCAUCGUUUGGUCCACAUUGCCCCUUUGACCAAAGAUCCUACAGCGCCUUUGACAGCAGCAGCAGCAGCAGCAGCAGCAAGUUGCAAUGCAAUGGUUCUCUUGUCCAGUGCGUUACUAGGGCUACGAUUUCCCACGUCCCAUCCUUCUCAGUUGAUGAGACAUUCCGUGGUGUUAGAUCGCAUUCCCAGUGUGUGUGUGUAUGUGUGUGUGUGAGAGCGAGAGAGAGAGCCGUUCUCUCUCUCUCUAUUACACCCACCCCCCGCUCUCUGCAUUUUAACGAACCUCUUAACACGUGGAUAUUGUUGAAACUCUCGCUCUCACUCGCUCGCUCCCUCUCUCUCCAUUUCACUGCCGUUUCCAUGUCACAGGCAGUGUCUAAAAACAACCCCCUCCCAAAAGCAUCUAAUACCGGGACCCUGAUGGACCCUAUAUUGGCCAGCUAAGGGACGCACUUGUGUGUAGAAGCCUUCUGAUAGAUACACAGCCAGGAAGAGGCGAGGAAAAAGAGCGGGGGGACCACAAGAAGAGAUAAUCUCAUUAAGACAAGCUUCUUUUUUUUCUCAACCCAAGGGUCUGGGCCAUACAUUACCGUCCAGAUCCUGUCAAUAUCCUACCCGGGCUACAGAUUUACAUGCCGCAGCCAAGGGUGAGCAGAGUCGGAGAGUCGGAUUUGUGUGCGACCCCAGUCUGGGCUGGAUGGAUGGGAAUGGGGAGAAGAGACGACCCAUCCGGCCACCGAAUCCUGCAGAUCCUCACCAUCGUCCUAUGCCUCCCAGCAGUUAGCUGCCAGUGCCGGAUACUGAAGUGCAACUCUGAGUACCUGUCGGCCACGUCUGGGCUUCACCAGGGCGGUGAGGAGUCGGUGGAGUUCUGUGUGGCGCUGCGCGCCUACUCGCAGUGCACGCGGCGGACAGCGCGGGCGUGCCGCGGGGACCUGGCCUACCACUCGGCCGUGCACGGCAUCGAGGACCUGAUGAGCCAGCACAACUGCUCCAAGGUGGGCCCCACCCACGGGCCCGCGCCGGCGCAGCCCACCUCGCCGGACUGCAUGGUGCACUCCGACGCGCCCGAGACCUGCAACUACGAGAAGAGCCUGGCGCAGCAGGGGAGGCAGGCCAACUACACGCACUGCGGGCUCUUCGGGGACCCUCACCUGCGCACCUUCUCCGACGACUUCCAGACCUGCAAGGUGCGCGGGGCGUGGCCCCUCAUCGACAACAGCUACCUGUUCGUUCAGGUCACCAACGUGGCCGUGGUCCACUCCUCCAGCGCCACUGCAGCCAGCAAGAUUACGAUCAUCUUCAAGAGCUUCCAGGAGUGCGUCGAGCAGAAGGUCUACCAGGCAGAGACGGACGACCUGCCCGCGGCCUUCGUGGACGGCUCGCGUAACGGCGGCGACAAGCACGGGGCCAACAGCCUGUGGGUGGCGGAGAAGUCGGGCGGGCAGCACAUCGAGAUCCAGGCGCGGUACAUCGGAACCACGGUGGUGGUGAGACAAGCGGGCCGCUACCUCACCUUUGCGAUCCGCAUGCCGGAGGAGAUCAUGAACUCUUUCGAGGAGAACCAGGGGCUGCAGCUGUGCCUGCGCGGCUGCCCCACCAACGAGCGCAUGGACUGGGCGCUGUUGCAGGGCCGCGGCCACCAGGACGUGCCGGCGCACCGGUCUGCCGCCGCUGCCGCCAAGUGCAAGGACAAGCUGCCGGUGGAGGACCUGUACUUCUGGUCAUGUGUGUUCGAUCUCCUCACCACCGGCGACAUGAACUUCACGCUGGCCGCGUACUACGCCCUGGAGGACGUCAAGACCCUGCACUCCAACAAGGACAAGUUCCACAUUUACCACCGGACAGCUGACUUGCCGCCAGGGAACUCGUGCCCCGAGGCCACUGUCCCCUUCGCACUCCUGCUGCUGCUCUGCUGGAUCUGCUGCUCCCUGCCGCACCUAUAGCCGGCCACCAUCACCGCUCACACUCACCCCCAUCCCCCGCACCCUCCUCCCCUCCUCACUUUGUACCCCCGCUCCUUCCCCUCCUCCUGCCCCCCACCCUUUACCCCCCCUCCCCGCCGCAGGCUCGUAUCUUAUUAAAGAUGCCCGCGUGCGCACGCACACACACGACUGUGCGCAUCUCCCUCCCUCCCUCGCCAUCUCCGUUCGUGCUGUCGGCGUCGCUGCCCGUUCACGGUGGGCUUCCCGUUGGUUUUGUGGUUACGUGUUUGUGAUGAUCCGUGGGGCAUUGGGCGCGGGGCGCGGGAUUUGCACCAGGACGUUACGUUGGGGGUAAACCGAGGCCAGGACCAGGCGUCACUGAUCAC
Molecule: messenger RNA, 2595 nt
Organism: Leucoraja erinaceus (little skate)
Lineage: Eukaryota; Metazoa; Chordata; Chondrichthyes; Rajiformes; Rajidae
Gene: rgma
Product: repulsive guidance molecule BMP co-receptor a
Exons: 4
Coding region: 917-2230 (437 amino acids)
Biological process (GO): BMP signaling pathway
Cellular component (GO): plasma membrane
Molecular function (GO): coreceptor activity
Source: RefSeq, a predicted model, not a curated record